AAUGUGUAAAAAUAUCAUGAAUUAAAAGUAAUACAAAAAUGAUAUGAAAAAUGGUGAAGGUUUAUUCAAAUGGCCAGAUGGAUGUAGGUUUUAAAGUAAUUGGGUGGAUGGAAAAUUGUAAGGAGAAUCGAAAUUAAUAGAGAAUGGAAUCAUGACUAUAGGAGAAUGGUUAAACAAUAAAUGUGUGAAGUGGGAAUAAUUAAAUAAUUGA
Molecule: messenger RNA, 211 nt
Organism: Paramecium primaurelia
Lineage: Eukaryota; Ciliophora; Oligohymenophorea; Peniculida; Parameciidae
Source: the annotation of a GenBank genome assembly